AUGCUAUAGCGUUGCACCCAAAAUGGAUAUUUCCCAUUCCACCAUCCUCUUUACUCUCCCUUUCUUCCUCUUCCUAUUACCUUCUUCCAAACCAGUUUCCGACUAUAGCACAUUAGUGUACAAAACAUGUGCAACCCAAACCUCGAAGAACCACCAACCAUUCCAAACUUAUUCUCAAACCCUCAAUUCUCUAUUCCAGCAACUCAUCGCACAAUCCUCCCAACACAAGUUCUUCAAAACCAUGGAAGCCGUUACCGACGACACAGCCAUCUCAGGCCUUUUCCAAUGCAGAGAGGAUAUCAGCAAAGAAGAUUGUUUCAGCUGCGUGAGCACGCUGCCUCACAUGUCAAACACCUUGUGCGGCGAUUCCAUGUCAGCACGGGUUCAGCUUCACGGUUGCUACAUUCACUACGUAUACGAAAGCGAGGAGGUUCCAGAAACAGGUGGUGAAUCUGAUGAAAGUAGCAUUUUGCUUCACAAGGAUUGUGGAGAAGCGGUUGGGGAUUAUAUGGGGUUUAAAGGGUUGAUGGACGAGGCAUUUGUGGCACUGGAAAGUGGGAUUCUGAACAGUAACGGGUUCUAUAUAACGAAUUAUAAGUCGGUGAAACUGAUGGCGCAGUGUGAAGGGGAUUCGGACACUUGUGACUGUAGUAAUUGCGUAAACGAUGCACUGCAGGUUGCUAAGGAACAAUGCGCUACUUCACGUUCGGCACAAAUAUAUCUUCAUAAAUGUUUCAUAAGCUAUGCCAUGCAUGGCAACCCUGUCCCAGGGACAAGCAGAAAUAUCAACACCGAAAAGUUGGCGGCAAUAAUUGUUGGAGGGGCCGCAGCUCUGUUUUUGGGUUUUAUUUUUUUAUCACUACUUAACUCUAGAUUUAGAAAAGACGACUAUGAAUAGAAGAAAAUGGCAGUGACACUUUAUUAAUUUAGUACGGUUUUCAACAAAUUUCAAUAUAAAAAAGUGGUAGAAAAAAUAUUACUAACAAGUAAUCAAGUAUUAGGAUAUGAUUAUCCGUAUAUAAUCCUCAUUGCUCUGUUUUUUCUUUACUAGAGGAUAACUUUGUUUCUACAAUACCUGAUUACAGUGUUGAAAACAUUUCUUACUUUGGUGUAAAAAAGGAUUCUUACU
This is a messenger RNA of Cajanus cajan (pigeon pea), 1129 nucleotides long. Its product is annotated as plasmodesmata-located protein 2. The record is from RefSeq and is a predicted model, not a curated record. Gene Ontology annotation, biological process: transport of virus in multicellular host; plasmodesmata-mediated intercellular transport. Gene Ontology annotation, cellular component: plasmodesma. NCBI's taxonomy places the organism in Eukaryota, Viridiplantae, Streptophyta, Magnoliopsida, Fabales, Fabaceae.